Molecule: messenger RNA, 2181 nt
Organism: Limanda limanda (common dab)
Lineage: Eukaryota; Metazoa; Chordata; Actinopteri; Pleuronectiformes; Pleuronectidae
Gene: abch1
Product: ATP-binding cassette, sub-family H, member 1
Exons: 20
Coding region: 1-2181 (726 amino acids)
Biological process (GO): transmembrane transport
Cellular component (GO): membrane; ATP-binding cassette (ABC) transporter complex
Molecular function (GO): ATP hydrolysis activity; ABC-type transporter activity; ATP binding
Source: RefSeq, a predicted model, not a curated record
AUGGCCGCGGAGCCUCCAGCUCUGGAUGCUGAAGCGACGGCUGCUCUCACCGACAGCACCGAGAUGCAGGAGCGGCAGAAGGAGGAGAACAUGACGGUGGAUCUGGAGGCUCCUCCUCCGCCCGCUGCACCGGAGGAUUUCGCCAUCCGCUGCAAUAACGUGUGCCGAUCGUACAGCAAACUGAAAGUCCUCAGCAACCUGAACCUGAGGGUGCCACAGGGACAGAUUUACGGUCUCUUGGGCCCCAGCGGCUGCGGGAAGACCACGCUGCUGAAAUGCAUCGUGGGAACGCUUAAAAUCUCCGGGGGUCACAUCACCGUGCUGGGCCGGCCUCCUGGUUUCCCGGGUCACGACGUGCCGGGGAGGAAGGUCGGGUACAUGCCGCAGGAUCUGGCCUUGUACAGCGAGUUCACCAUCAGCGACACCCUGACCUUCUUCGGCCGAGUCCACGGCCUGACGGCGAAGGAGACCCAGGCGCGCAUGGACUUCCUCAUCGACUUCCUGGACCUGCCUCAGAAACACAGCCUGGUCCGAAAGCUCAGCGGGGGUCAGAAGCGCAGAGUUUCCCUCGGAGCGGCUCUGCUCCAGAAUCCAGAGCUGCUCAUCCUGGACGAGCCAACGGUGGGAGUGGACCCUGUGCUCAGGGCCAAGAUCUGGCAGCAUCUGGUGGAGAUUGUGAAGACGGGGAAAGUGUCGGUCAUCAUCACCACACACUACAUCGAGGAGGCCAGACAAGCCAAUGUGGUCGGGCUCAUGCGGAACGGCCACUUGCUGGCGGAGGGGCCUCCAGAAGAGGUCAUGAAGCAGCACAAUGCAGCAACCCUGGAGCACGCCUUCCUGCAGCUGUGUCAGAAUUACGACCAGGUCGACUCCAAACGAGGAUCCAGUCCACAGGGGGCGCCGCUGGAGAACAGCCAGUCGUUCGAGAGCGGGCGAGACGAGAGUCGGCCGAUUCUCGCCAUCGGAGCCGGAGCCGAGGAGGAGGUUCCCAAAUAUUCAGUGGACUGGAAGGUGCGAGCCCGACACCUGCUGCCCAAGUGGAGGAACAUCACCGCCCUGAUGAUCAAGACGCUGGUGCGGAUGAAGAGAAUGCCCGGCUCGUUGUGUUUCCAGUUCGUGCUGCCCGUGAUCCAGAUCUCUCUGAUCUGUCUGUGCGUGGGAGGAGAUCCGCGGGGGGUGCAGGUCGCCGUCGUGAACAACGAGACCUCCCCCUCGGCGUACAGCCUCACGCUGCUCUCCUUCCUGGACAACACCAGUGUCACGCAGGUGCCCUUGUCUCAUGCAGAGGCUUUCGAUGGGAUCCAGAAUGGAGAGUACUGGGGCGUCAUCGGCUUCGGGGAGAACUUCACCAGCUACCUGACCAAAAGGAUGAUGCAGCGGCAUGUUUCCAGGGAGGUGGUGGAUGGAGGAUCAGUGCACGUGUGGCUGGAUCUGACAAAUCGACAAAUUGCCUUAAUGCUGCAGAAGAAGCUUCACGAGGCUUUUCAGGACUUUGUGGACCACAAGCUGGGCAGCAUGUCGUACCUGGUGUCGCUGCCGGUGAAGAUGGAGGAGCCGAUCUACGGAGACGAGAACACAGACUUCACCAUAUUUGUGAUGCCUGGAGCUGUUCUCAGUAUCACCUUCUAUCUGGCCGUGGGUCUGACGGCUCUCUCCUUCGUCCUGGAGAGGAAGGAGGGGCUUCUGGACCGAUGCUUUGUCGCAGGUGUGAGCUCCAUGGAGACGAUGCUGGCUCACCUCUUCUCUCAGCUGUUCGUCAUCAGCGUCCAGAUCAUCCUGCUGCUGCUCUUCAUCCUGCUCGCCUUCAAUAUGCCUAAUGAAGGCUCCCUGGUGCUGGUCAUCAUUCUCAUCGUGCUGCAGGGCGUCACCGGCAUCUCGUUCGGCCUCGUCAUCUCCGCCGCCAUCGACGACGAGCAGAGCGCCAACCAGGCCGCGCUGGGCGUGUUUUACCCAAACCUCAUCCUCUGCGGGAUCAUCUGGCCCGUGGAGUGUAUCCCGUAUCCUCUCCGGUACCUCAGCCUGGCUCUGCCUCAGACCUACGCCUCUGAAGCCCUCCGCUGUAUAAUGUACAGAGGUUGGGGUCUGACUCAGAUGAUGGUGUGGCGAGGCUUCGCCGUCACCCUCGGCUGGAACGCCUUCUUCCUCAUCCUGGCCACGGUCAUCUUGAAGCUGAGGACAUGA